Messenger RNA from Paramecium pentaurelia, 987 nucleotides. The record is from the annotation of a GenBank genome assembly. Lineage: Eukaryota; Ciliophora; Oligohymenophorea; Peniculida; Parameciidae.
AUGUCAAAGAAAUCAUCCGAUACAUAUAAAUUACCUUUAUUGAUGGAUGUUAACAAUAUUCCUGAACUUGUAGCUUAUAUAUGUUUUUUAGUUAUUUCUUUAUUACUAAUGAUAAAAGUUUAUAAAAAUUUAGUAAAUAUCAAAAACUUGCAACUGAGUAGGGCAGAAGAACAAAAAGACAUGCUCUUAAUAUAGAAAUUAUUACUUAUUAAUUUAACUUUUGAAUUUAUCUCAUAUUCGAUAGAAAUUGUGGGAUAUCCUUUUCUAGAUUCUGAAUCAGAUGUAUUUCCAAUUUCAUACUACUUUUUCUCAUAUUCUCAUAUCGUAGUACUAUAUAUUGCUUACUGGCGAUCAUCACUGAUCUGGUAUUUAUAUAAUUUGAACUUAAGGAUUUAACUUUUAAGCAUGAAACAAACAGAUGAUACAGUUCUAAAAAACAUUUACAUUUGCUUAAAAAGAUUUCCUAUUAUAGAAAUACUUAUAAUUAUUUUGGCAAUAUUGAUGUUUGUGUUCUAUUUACUUAAAAAAUCAACGUAUAUAUUAUUCAUAAAAUCUAUAUAGAUUAGCUGGCUUACUCUUCUUUUUCAUAACAUGCUUCAUAUUAUUCAUUUUUAUAAUUGUUGGAAUUUUGUUCAGAAUUUAUGUAUUAACUCAAAAAGAUAUACCAAAAGAUUCUAGACUAAGAGUAUAAAAUUAUUACAGUAUUAGGUAUAAAUAUAUAUUCUGAUCUUAAUUAUUGUCAUUAUGUUCAGACUGAUUUGGAAUUUUCUAAAUAUAUUACCAAAUUUCUAAGAUGUUUUAAAGGACUUCAAAUAUCAACAAAAUCCAGAUGGUACUUUAGAAGAACGCCCUUUUAAUUGGACUAUUUACAUAAUAAUUUAUAUACCAUUGGCGAAUUUUGUGCCAAUUUUCCUUUUAACAAAUAUAUAUCAACCAAAAAGUUUAAAUUUAAAUAGAAAAAAAACAUUGAUUGAUAUUUCAUUUUGA